CUUUCAUAAUGCAGCAUGGGGCAGAGAACGUAACAAAAUGAAGGCUUCGUAGCGGAAUACAGUCUUAACACCAAAACACCCCAGUCGAUUCGCGAUCAUUCACGGAUGGUGACGCAUAAUGCCGAUAGUGGACAAGCUCAAAGAGGCCCUGAAGCCGGGCCGCAAGGACUCCGGCGAUGAGGGCGACCUGAACAAGCUGCUAGCUUCAUCCGCCAAGAAGGUGUUGCUGCAGAAGAUCGAGUUUGAGCCGGCCAGCAAAGGCUUCAGCUAUCAGCUGGAGACCCUCAAAACCAAAUAUGUGAUCCUGAACCCUAAGAAUGAUGCGGCCACAUCGCAGAGACCUACUGAACCUGCUCAGAUUAAGAGGCAAAUCUCAGAGUCUCUGAGUGUCGGGCAGAGUGAUGGGAUCCCCGCUCCGCAGAAGAUGCUCUUUCCAGGGAACAAGCUGUCCAUGAAGUGGGAACGGGUGUAUCGGGUUGGAGCAGGCCUCCACAACCUGGGCAAUACCUGCUUCCUCAACUCCACUGUGCAGUGUCUGACUUACACCCCACCGCUGGCCAACUACCUGCUUUCCAAGGAGCACAGCCGAUCCUGUCACCAGUCUGGAUUCUGCAUGAUUUGCGUGAUGCAGAACCAUAUCAUUCAAGCCUUUGCCAACACGGCCAAUGCCAUCAAACCUGUAUCUUUCAUCCGAGAUCUGAAAAAGAUCGCUCGGCAUUUUCGGUUUGGCAGUCAAGAGGACGCCCAUGAGUUUCUGCGUUACACCAUUGACGCCAUGCAGAAAGCUUGUUUGAAUGGUUAUCCCAAGCUGGACAGGCAGACGCAGGCCACCACACUGGUCCACCAGAUAUUUGGGGGAUAUUUGAGGUCAAGAGUGAAAUGCUCCAUUUGUAAAAGCGUGUCCGAUACCUAUGACCCUUACCUGGACAUCGCUCUGGAGAUUCGGCAAGCGGCCAACAUCGUUCGUGCCCUGGAGCUGUUCGUCAAGCCUGAUGUUUUGAGCGGAGAGAACGCCUAUAUGUGUGCCAAAUGUAAGAAGAAAGUUCCAGCAACCAAGCUUACAGUUCACAGAACUUCAAAUGUGCUUACGCUGUCGCUGAAAAGGUUUGCCAACUUCAGUGGAGGGAAAAUUACCAAGGAUGUCGGCUACCCAGAGUUCUUGAACAUUCGUCCGUACAUGUCACAGAGCAGUGGCGAUCCGGUGAUGUACGGCCUGUACGCGGUCCUCGUGCAUUCGGGGUACAGCUGCCAUGCUGGGCAUUACUACUGCUACGUCAAGGCCAGUAAUGGACAGUGGUAUCAGAUGAACGACUCCAUGGUUCAUUCCAGUAACAUCAAGGUUGUGCUUAAUCAGCAGGCCUAUGUGCUCUUCUACUUGAGGAUCCCUGAAAAGAAAAACACUGAUGCUUCAAAUGCAAAGCAGAACAUGGUGCAUUCUGGGAGAACUAACAUGACAUCGGAGCAGCUGAAGAAAAGCACUCUUAAUGGACCUUUGUCUUCACCACAGGUCACAAAGAAGCUGGAUCCGGCUCAGCUGAGAAAGAUCCAGUCAGUGGAUGGAGGUCUUGGUGUUCCUGUUGCCAGGAACUAUUCGGGACUCCAGUCACCGAAGCUUUCUAACGGGACGAGCAACUCUCAUGCCCUGCUCAAGCCAGCCAGUGGACCCUCGCUUAUAGAGGAACCUUUGAAGAAGGUGAAGAAACCCACAGCUCAGCCUCAGUCCCGCAGCAGCACUCCUGCUCCAUCCAGCGGCCUCCACAAAACCAACAGCAAACAACUGCCAUCAUCUACCUCACUCAAAUCUCUGUCCGACUCCUCCUCAGCAGACACCUCCUCCUCCUCCGAGUCCAGAGAGUCUGUUGGUACAAGGAGUGCUCCUGCUGGAGAUCCGUCAAGUGUGAACAGUCCAGCAUCUCCAGCCAAGAGCACAGAGGAGCAGAAGAAACUCAAACCGCAGGCCCUCACCAAUGUCACAUCAGAGCCUAUCAGCACCAUGUCGCCGCCGCCUGCCAAACGGCUUGCCCUGUCAGCCAAGAAGGCCAGUGUCCGGCAGAGCCUGAGCAGCAGCACUGAGGCUCGGCCCCCUUCAUCUCUUCAUCUGUCCAGUGACCCCACACACUUUCUCAGCCCAGCCUCGCUCCACCCGCACCACAGAUUUUCACCUCAUUCGCUCAGCCUUCAGUCUCCACCUUCAGCUCACCUUUCUAAAGAUUUGAGUCCCCUAAAACGGCCCUCCUCCACUGUGGAGCCACUCGCUCCUACUCUCUCUCUGCAGACCAAUGGCCAUCAGCCACACAGUUCACCCGGACCAAUUCAGAGCCAGAACUUGUCGGCCUCAACCACACCACUUCUUGCCAGUCCUGUAGUAAAAAACAAGAAAAAGAAGCUAAAAAGAUCACAUUCAGAAGUGGAGCAGGGUGACCUUACAGCCUCAGCCCCCGAAGAACCAAAGUCAAGAGCUGAAAACCAGAAGAAGAAAAAGAAAAAGAAGAAACGGAAAAGGGAAGCAGAGGCAGAUGAUGUUGAGGGACAGAGAGAGAGUGUGCAGUCCCAUCUUGAGCCCCAUCAAGAUGAGGACUGGUGCCUUGGAGAAACAUGGAGCAUCAGCACUGCUGCCAAAGGAAAUGGGUUUAAGCUUUCUGAAGCGGAGGAGAUUCAGCAGACAAAACCUCAGCCUGUGCUUGAGAAACACCCCAACCUGAAGAAGAAAAAGAAAAAGAAGUACAAACUCGCUGAGCAACUGGAGGAGCACAGGAAUGGAGCCACAUCAUCAAAGUGCUCUGUUGUAAAAGAGGUUGGUGAUGCUAAUGAGAAGACAGAGGAACUACGAAAGACCAAGAAGAAAAAGAAAAAGAGAAAACAGAAAGAUUUCCAAGAAGAGAAUGAAAGGCAGAGCAAUGGAGGAAAUCUUCACAUAGAUCUUCAAGAGACGAAUGGAGUUGAGUCCAGUGAGAUGAGCAAUACGGACAAGAGGAAACCUGAUAAAUCGAAAGCAGCUCCAGUGAUUGUUUGGGACAGUCAGGUUCAGGAUGGAUUCAAGAGCAGCCAGAAUCAUGAAGAAGCAGAGGUUGUGUCUGGGAAAAACUCCUGCGCUGCUCCUGUUUGCUGGGACGGCAAGAAAAGCUGUGAUGUGGUUCAGGAGCUCCUCAAGAACUCCUCUGAUAAAGCCUAUGGAACUGAGGUUCUCAGUUGGGAAGGCGAUCCGUCGCUCAUCAGCAGAGAUGCCAUUCAGGAUUCACGCUACGCUAAAAACCUGACUGUCAUUGAUGAGUGGGAUAGUGAGUUCGACAGCGGAAAGGUGAAGAAAAUUAAAAAAUACCGAAAGGACAGGAGGUGGAACGGAAACGUCUUCCAGAAGAUCCAGGAGCAUCGUAACAUGUGGUCUGUGACGGGAGGCAGACGGAGCUGUCUGGGCUAUCGACACUCAACGUUUUGAGAUGCGGGUCCCAAGCGCGUGCCGUGACCAGACCAGUUGCCUCAUUGGAUCAGAAGCAGUCAGAUCUGUCUCGAAUUCUCCCGAAGAACACAAGUUACCCAGAAUACAGCAGUACUGUGAAAUAAAGCGAUGAGGCUGAGGCUCUCUCUCUUCAGGCCGUCUGAAAUCCACAAUAUAUUCCACUAAUGGUGCCCUUAUGAGGGUCAUAGUAAAUGUGAGUUGUUAUGAGCCCGUUAAUCUUUCAUGAGCUUAUGGAAACAAUUGUUUAACCGGGCUGGUUUUAAAGGACUGUUCGAGCUGAAAUGGCCAAUGAUCCAGACCACCAGUUUCUCAUCGAGAUGAGAAACCUUACACUUGUAAACAUGAGAAACCGAAUCUGCCACCUGCUAAUGUUUUAAAGCAUAAUUCACAUGUAAUCUCCCUGUAUACAGUCAUUUAGCUUCGUCAUAUUGAAGCCAGUUCUCUAUAUUAUAAGACAAGCCCUGGCGUUCUGCAUUACAAUACAUCAAGGCCAUACUACUUCCCCUCAUCAAAUCCACACUCGCAGUGAUCAUCAUUUCUAAAGUGACUCUCUUGUGACCAUUUCCAAUCUGAAAACGUGUCUUUUAUGCACAAAAGCGCUGCAUACGACGACAAUGCAAUACAUUUCAUCCACGUGAGACAAAUAAACACGGGCCUUAACACAAACCACUGUGUUUUUGCCAGGAGGGCUGAAACAGCUAAUAAUUAGACUCUGGAUCUGCUCGUUUGAGUUAGCGUUUGCCCCAUCCUGCAUCUCUUUUUCUACUCUCUAUGCAACUCCAGUCAAUCCUGCGGACGGUCAGUCCUGGGAGAAACUCUUCGAACGCUGGUCCAAACAUCCUCCGCGUGAGCUGUAAAACACCCCGUCGUCCGUGUCUGUUCACCGUGCUUUUCUACAUCGGGUCACCAAUAUGAUGUACAUGCUAAUAAUCCACCGCAGGAGUAAAGCAAUGUUGUUCCGUUUAGGACAUUGUACAGUCGACCUUGUGCUCUCUGUGAUUCCCUCCUGUCAUGAAUUUGUUUUGGUUUUUAGAGAAGUCGCCUUGGUUUCGUUUUUAAAGAAAGGAAUAGAACAUAUUGCAAAUUCUACUUAUUAAAUGCACAUUGCUAAAGUGAAGCCUAAUGUAUUUAAGGUUUGUGGAAAACAUGUAAAUGAGGAAUUUUAUUAACCAGUAGGUGUGCGCGCGCGUGUUGAAUGUCCGCUUUGAGGUCUUGUUCAGGACCGGACGCACACGCGCAGGACUUCCCCCAUGCGUUCUGUAGGAUGUCUGUUUUCUCUUAGAGACUCACUGGAGAUACUGUAGGUUAUUUUCAGAGACUGGAUGCUGACGAACACAAGCGUGUCUUUUGUCAUGUUUGAGUCGAUGGUUCUGUACCUAAUGCCUUUUCUGAAGAGAAGUCAUUCAGUAUUGCAAAUACUUAAAUAUAGAUAUACUGGUGCAAUAAAGUUGUGACUUUUUGUGAAAA
Danio aesculapii is the source of this 4924-nucleotide messenger RNA. RefSeq names its product ubiquitin specific peptidase 36 (gene usp36). The record is from RefSeq and is a predicted model, not a curated record. Lineage: Eukaryota; Metazoa; Chordata; Actinopteri; Cypriniformes; Danionidae. Gene Ontology annotation, molecular function: cysteine-type endopeptidase activity; cysteine-type deubiquitinase activity. Gene Ontology annotation, biological process: protein deubiquitination; regulation of apoptotic process. Gene Ontology annotation, cellular component: nucleus; cytosol.